Messenger RNA from Arachis ipaensis, 3690 nucleotides. The record is from RefSeq and is a predicted model, not a curated record. Lineage: Eukaryota; Viridiplantae; Streptophyta; Magnoliopsida; Fabales; Fabaceae.
GCAAAACCUAAUUGGAAUUGAAACUAAAUUUCAAAAAAAAAAGAAGCUAAAUUCCGAAAAUAGAGAGGGAAAUAAUGGACCUGGAAGAUGAGCAAGAGUACGAGCAGCAAAUGGAGGAGGAGGAGGAUGACGAGGAAGAGAUUACUCAGGAGGACGCUUGGGCUGUCAUCUCCGCCUACUUCGAAGAGAAGGGACUUGUUCGCCAGCAGCUCGAUUCUUUCGACGAGUUCAUCCAAAACACUAUGCAGGAAAUCGUGGACGAAUCUGCCGACAUCGAAAUCCGCCCCGAAUCCCAGCACAAUCCCGGUCACCAGUCCGAUUUUGCAGAGACUAUUUACAAAAUCAGCUUCGGUCAGAUUUACUUGAGUAAGCCCAUGAUGACUGAGUCUGAUGGUGAAACUGCUACCUUAUUCCCCAAGGCAGCUAGGUUGAGGAACCUCACCUAUUCGGCUCCUUUGUAUGUUGAUGUCACCAAAAGGGUUAUCAAGAAAGGCCAUGAUGGUGAAGAAGUCACUGAGACACAGGAUUUCACCAAAGUCUUCAUUGGCAAGGUUCCUAUUAUGCUCCGGUCUAGUUAUUGCACAUUGUACCAGAAUUCGGAGAAGGAUUUGACUGAGCUUGGGGAGUGCCCCUAUGAUCAAGGUGGAUAUUUCAUUAUCAAUGGUAGUGAAAAGGUUCUGAUUGCUCAGGAGAAGAUGAGCACCAAUCAUGUAUAUGUCUUCAAGAAGAGGCAGCCUAACAAGUAUGCCUAUGUUGCGGAGGUCCGCUCUAUGGCAGAGUCUCAGAAUAGACCACCCAGUACUAUGUUUGUUCGCAUGUUGUCUAGGGCAAGCUCCAAAGGGGGUUCUUCAGGACAAUAUAUACGUGCUACUCUUCCAUACAUUCGAUCAGAAAUUCCAAUCAUUAUUGUGUUUCGAGCAUUGGGCUUUGUUGCUGACAAAGAUAUACUUGAACAUAUUUGCUACGACUUCUCAGACACUCAAAUGAUGGAGUUGCUUCGUCCAUCCUUGGAAGAAGCAUUUGUGAUUCAAAAUCAGCAGGUUGCACUUGACUACAUUGGGAAAAGAGGAGCAACUGUAGGUGUAACUAAGGAAAAGAGAAUUAAGUAUGCCAAAGAGAUCCUCCAAAAGGAGAUGCUUCCUCAUGUUGGUGUUGGAGAAUAUUGUGAGACAAAGAAAGCAUACUAUUUUGGAUAUAUCAUUCACCGGCUACUUCUGUGUGCUCUUGGACGGAGGGCUGAAGAUGAUAGGGAUCAUUAUGGCAACAAAAGGCUGGACCUGGCUGGGCCUUUACUUGGUGGUCUCUUUAGAAUGCUAUUCAGAAAGCUUACUAGAGAUGUCAGGGGCUAUGUGCAGAAGUGUGUUGAUAAUGGGAAAGAUGUCAACCUGCAAUUUGCUAUCAAAGCAAAAACCAUCACAAGUGGUCUUAAAUACUCACUUGCUACUGGUAAUUGGGGGCAAGCAAAUGCUGCGGGUACUAGAGCUGGAGUAUCACAGGUGUUAAAUAGAUUAACUUAUGCUUCCACUUUGUCUCACUUGCGAAGAUUGAAUUCUCCCAUAGGGCGUGAAGGCAAGUUGGCCAAGCCAAGGCAGCUGCAUAAUUCACAAUGGGGAAUGAUGUGUCCUGCAGAAACACCUGAAGGACAAGAAAUUUCUCCUGCAGUUAUUCCCCAAGCUACCAAAAUUUUUGUAAAUGGUUGCUGGGUGGGCAUCCAUCGUGAUCCCGACAUGUUGGUCAGAACGUUGAGAAAGCUGAGACGCCGGGUUGAUGUUAAUACUGAAGUUGGGGUUGUUAGAGAUAUCCGUCUUAAAGAAUUGCGUAUAUAUACAGAUUAUGGUCGCUGCAGUCGUCCUCUAUUCAUUGUGGACAAGCAAAGGCUACUUAUAAAAAAGAAGGACAUUCAUGCUUUGCAACAGAGGGAAUCCCCGGAGGAGGGCGGAUGGCAUGAUCUUGUGUCCAAGGGCUUCAUAGAAUACAUAGACACAGAAGAAGAAGAGACAACUAUGAUUUCCAUGACUAUUAAUGAUCUUGUGCAAGCAAGACUUAAUCCAGAAGAAGCUUAUGCUGAUACUUAUACUCAUUGUGAAAUCCACCCGUCACUGAUUUUGGGUGUUUGUGCUUCUAUUAUACCAUUUCCUGAUCACAAUCAGUCUCCACGUAAUACAUAUCAAUCUGCUAUGGGAAAACAAGCCAUGGGAAUUUAUGUAACCAAUUACCAAUUUCGAAUGGAUACCUUGGCAUAUGUAUUAUAUUAUCCUCAGAAACCACUGGUGACAACAAGAGCAAUGGAGCAUCUACAUUUUCGGCAGCUCCCUGCUGGAAUUAAUGCCAUUGUGGCCAUUGCCUGUUAUUCUGGUUAUAAUCAAGAAGAUUCUGUCAUCAUGAACCAAUCAUCAAUAGAUCGUGGAUUCUUCCGGUCUCUGUUUUUCCGAUCAUAUAGAGAUGAAGAGAAGAAGAUGGGAACCCUUGUCAAAGAAGAUUUUGGUCGUCCAGAUAGGACCAACACCAUGGGUAUGAGGCACGGUUCUUAUGAUAAGCUGGAUGAUGAUGGCCUUGCACCACCAGGCACACGUGUAUCUGGUGAGGAUGUUAUUAUUGGAAAGACCACCCCAAUAUCUCAGGAAGAGGCACAGGGACAAGCUGCACGUUACACAAGACGUGAUCACAGCAUAAGCUUACGGCAUAGUGAAACGGGUAUUGUUGAUCAAGUUCUUCUGACAACAAAUGCUGAUGGAUUAAGAUUUGUGAAAGUGAGGGUGAGAUCUGUUCGGAUACCACAGAUUGGUGAUAAAUUCAGUAGUAGACAUGGUCAGAAGGGGACAGUUGGUAUGACUUACACGCAAGAAGACAUGCCCUGGACCAUUGAAGGCAUCUCCCCUGACAUUAUUGUCAAUCCACAUGCUAUUCCUUCUCGUAUGACUAUUGGCCAGCUUAUCGAGUGUAUCAUGGGGAAGGUAGCAGCACACAUGGGAAAGGAAGGAGAUGCAACUCCUUUUACAGAUGUUACUGUUGACAACAUCAGUAAAGCUUUACAUAAAUGUGGGUACCAAAUGCGAGGUUUUGAGACCAUGUACAAUGGUCAUACAGGGAGGCGGCUAUCUGCUAUGAUUUUCUUGGGUCCUACAUAUUACCAAAGACUGAAGCAUAUGGUUGAUGAUAAGAUCCAUUCUCGUGGACGAGGUCCUGUGCAGAUCUUGACAAGGCAACCUGCUGAAGGACGCUCACGUGAUGGAGGUCUCCGAUUUGGGGAAAUGGAACGAGAUUGCAUGAUAGCCCAUGGAGCCGCGCACUUCCUAAAGGAGAGAUUGUUUGAUCAAAGUGAUGCAUAUAGGGUUCACGUGUGUGAGAAAUGUGGGUUGAUAGCUAUUGCUAACCUCAAGAAGAAUUCUUUUGAGUGCAGGGGGUGCAAGAACAAAACUGACAUUGUUCAGGUUUACAUUCCUUAUGCUUGUAAGCUGCUCUUCCAAGAGCUCAUGGCUAUGGCGAUUGCUCCAAGAAUGCUUACGAAGGAAGUCAAAGCUGCGAAAGAUCACAAGAAGAAAGGAGCCUGAUUUCAACCAAGUUGAAUUCCAUUGGAAGUGAGUCUAGUGAGUAGAGUUUCAUUGAUCUCAUGUUACUUUUUGAUCUUUCAUAAGGAUUGAUCUUCUCCUAGCAAACUAGUGUUUUGUACAUAUAGUGGAACAGUUCUCU